This is a messenger RNA of Klebsormidium nitens, 1956 nucleotides long. Lineage: Eukaryota; Viridiplantae; Streptophyta; Klebsormidiophyceae; Klebsormidiales; Klebsormidiaceae. The record is from the annotation of a GenBank genome assembly.
UGCGUGGCACACCUGCAAGGUAGCCGCGAUGGCGGCUUGAUGGGAUGGUGGUAGGAGGUCCUAGCGCCUCACAACCCCAGUCUCUCACGAAUGGCAGAGCCUGAUCGUGCCUUGCGAAAUUGUGCUGGCCUGAUUGGGUCUCUGCUGUGUAUUAAGAGCAUAGAUUGAGGCAUGGGUUCUUCGGAGGACAUUGCUGAGCCGCUUUUGCCACGGAGCGAGAGGGACCUUGAGGCAAGCGGAGCUGAUGCUGAGGUUGGACUGCAUGCAGUGGAGGUGCCCCCUUCCUUGACGAGCUUCCCAACAGGGCAUCAGAUAGCAGGGGAGUUGGGGCGCCAAUGGUCUUUGGCGCUGCCGGUGCUGAUCACUGUCUUCCUGCAGGUUCUUCUCACCACGCUCACGAGCAUCUUUGCGGGUCACAUCGGAGAAGAGGCGCUAGCAACAGCUUCUCUCGGGACUAGUGUUUAUGGGGCCACUGGCUUUUGGCUUCUCUCUGGGUUGGCGGGGGCGGUGGAUACACUAGCGGGGCAAGCGUUUGGGGCCAAGCAGUAUCGCAAGCUCGGGGAGAUUGUGCAAAGGGCCCUGCUUUUGAACACAGUGGCGUGUAUCCCCAUAGGGGUCCUCUGGUGGAACUCAGAGAGAGUCCUCUUGGCGCUGGGACAGGAAGCAGACAUUGCCGCCUCAACUGCGCGAUUCCUGGUUGGCCUGUUCCCCGGCCUGCUGGGCAGCGCUUGGCGGGUGCCCCUGGUGCGCUACCUCGCAGCGCAGCGGUUGGUGCAACCAGUGGCAGGGUGCGCAGCCAUCGCAGUCGUGGUGCAUCUGAUCGCAAACUAUGUGCUAGCGUUUCAGCUGGGAUACGGGCUGGCUGGGAUCUCCUACGCCUUUUCGGUUACCCAGGUGUUCUAUCUCGCGCUUCUUCUGGGGUACAUCCUGUGUUCCAAGGUCCGCGAGACCACGUGGACCAGCUGGUCCUGGAGGGCGACGUUCUCGGGCCUGGGCCUCCACCUGUCGCUGGCCAUCCCGUCGAUGGUGAUGGUGUGCCUCGAGAUGUGGUCCUAUGAGCUCUCGCUCUUCCUGGCGGGCCUGCUACCCAACCCCAAAGUACAGCUGUCCACCGUCAACAUCGCCCUCAACUUGAUGAUGCUAGCCUUCACCUUCGGCUCCGGUUGGAGUGUAGCCAUAUCCGUACGGGUGUCAAACGAGUUGGGUGCCAACUGUCCGGAGCGGGCUCGCCUGGCUGCGAUCGCUUCGCUAACCAUGGCUCUGCUGUCGGGAGCGACCGUGUCCUUAAUUCUAUUUCUGUCUAGAAAUGUCAUUGGGCGGCUCUUUACGGAUAGCAAAGCCAUCAUAGAUCUAACAGCCCAGCUUGUGCCUAUUCUGUGCGUUGCCGCGGCUGCUGACACCGUGCAGUUCACAAUGGCCGGUGUCCUUAGAGGGUCUGGAAAGCAGAAGAUAGGCGCAGUCUGUAACUUAUUCAGCUACUAUGUUGUUGGAAUUCCAGCAAUGGUGAUAUUAGCGUUCCAUUAUGAGCUUGGUGCGAAGGGGCUUUGGUUAGGAUUGACGCUUGCACUUUUGAGUUGCCUCUCCGUUUACUCCCUUUUGGCAAGCAGGCUAGAUUGGGAAGCGGAGGCAAGCAAAGCAAAGGCCAGGCUCGGAGUCUCAAGUAAGGAUGCUCAAGAACAGCUCGCUUAGCUUUCUAGCAUAGGGAUUGGUAGUAGGUAUAUCUCUGUACAGCCCAAAUGGAUGAUCCUGCGAUCCUUGUACAGUAGCAAAUUGUUGAGUUGCUGUCAGGCAUGCUCUGAUUUUCGAUUUGACCUAGCCCUGAUCUGAGUCCGUCGAGUACCCCCUAGCUCAAAACCCCCUUCCGAAUGCACUUUCCUUGGCCCCUUUUCUUUGAAACUGACGUAGGACAAGGAGCCUGACUGGCAUCCUUAUGUUUCGCAGGUUGAUUAUUAUGAG